AUGGUUCACAGUCAUCACAAGAUUAUUGCCCCUUGGCUGUUGUCACCCCCAGAAACCCACACAGAAAUCCCUCGUAUUUGGAAAAAAGCACCAACGCCAUGUCUGGCUGUCAAGAACUUUCUGUGGCCCACCUUGAGCAACAGUUUACAGACUCAACACACAUCUACACGGACGGACACGGACGGCUCCUCCGCUAACGGAAGAUCAUCGAGUGCUUUCACUGUAAAAGGCUUCACCAAGGAAUACCGCCUGUCGCACGCAACAGCUUCCACUGCUGCAGAUCUACACGCCAUACUAAAAGCCCUCCGCCACAUCGACAGCUCCCAAGCACAAAAGUGGGUACUAUGCUCAGACUCGAAAGCCGCUCUGGCCCCUAUCAUCAAGCAGGAUACGGACGAUCAAAUGGUGUACCACAUCUACAAAGCAUACACAUCUGCUGUGGGAAAGGGGCACACAAUCUCCCUCGAGUGGACACCUUCCCACUGCGGAAUACCAGGAAAUGAAGUAGUUGACCAGGCAGCCAAGGAUGCACUAGGUAAAACCAAGUUAUCGGCAAUACCUUUCACAAAAUCGGACGACAAGACAUUCCUCCACAAAUCGACAAUCAGACCGUCCAAGAAAAGCUGGAGGCAAGCACUCCGUCACACAGAUUUCCUGUCUCACAGAGACCCCGAUCUCACGGCAAUCAUUCCACAUGACAUCGGCCGAAGCCUCCACACGGCUAUUCACCGGAUUCGACUCGGCGUGCCACCCAAUUCCUAG
Molecule: messenger RNA, 762 nt
Organism: Ornithodoros turicata
Lineage: Eukaryota; Metazoa; Arthropoda; Arachnida; Ixodida; Argasidae
Exons: 1
Coding region: 1-762 (253 amino acids)
Biological process (GO): DNA replication, removal of RNA primer
Molecular function (GO): nucleic acid binding; RNA-DNA hybrid ribonuclease activity
Source: RefSeq, a predicted model, not a curated record